UAUUAUUACUUUCACUACAAUCCCAGCAUUCCUUUAGCAGUAGUUGCUGCUGUACUGUUUGGACUAUUUGGGUUGUAUUUGGCAGCACGCGUUCACAAGUUUCAAAGCCCAAGGUUCUUAUAUACUCUACCAAUAACUGCCCUAUGCGAAUGUGUUGGCUAUGCUCUUCGGAUCAAGUCCCACGCGGAAACUACAACGACAAUCUUCGUUAUAAUGACCUUACUUCUUCUGUUACCACCUGGUAUUCUAGCACAUCUCAACUAUAGAAGCAUUGUUAAAGUUAUCCAGAAAUCUCAUGCUGAGCCCAAACAUUUCUUUCUUAAGCCUGACUUUGUCAUGUGGUUUUUCUCUGUAAGCAAUAAAAUCUCAAUUAUGGUACAAUGCGCAGGCGGUGGGAUCAAGUCCUCUGGUAAAAUUAAUCUCUCUGAUGCAGGCUCUAUCAUUACACUUAUUGGCUUUGCUUUUCAAAUGUUCUUCUUUGCUGUUUUCUUAUGUAUUGCUUUCUUUAUUUAUCGUAGUGAUGAUUAUGAUUAUUAUGUCAAGGGCCAAUCCAAUCCUAAAAGAAAUCUGCUCUACUGUUUAUGUAUCACUAUUUCUCUACUAAUCAUUCGCUAUAUCUUUCGUAUUGUUGAGUAUGCUACUACUUAUAAUCACUCAGAAUGGGCUUUUUAUACAUUUGAUAGUCUGAUGGUCUUGCUUUGCUUUGUUUGUUACUCUAUCCUC
Gilbertella persicaria is the source of this 723-nucleotide messenger RNA. Its product is annotated as RTA-like protein. Gene Ontology annotation, cellular component: membrane. The annotation marks the transcript as partial. NCBI's taxonomy places the organism in Eukaryota, Fungi, Mucoromycota, Mucoromycetes, Mucorales, Choanephoraceae. The transcript has a single exon. The record is from RefSeq and is a predicted model, not a curated record.